Molecule: messenger RNA, 2682 nt
Organism: Mercurialis annua (annual mercury)
Lineage: Eukaryota; Viridiplantae; Streptophyta; Magnoliopsida; Malpighiales; Euphorbiaceae
Product: gamma-tubulin complex component 2
Exons: 23
Coding region: 425-2548 (707 amino acids)
Biological process (GO): cytoplasmic microtubule organization; microtubule nucleation; mitotic cell cycle
Cellular component (GO): spindle pole; gamma-tubulin small complex; centrosome
Molecular function (GO): microtubule minus-end binding; gamma-tubulin binding
Source: RefSeq, a predicted model, not a curated record
GGCACUUCUAAUCAGCAGCGGAAAAACAACAUUUCAAAAAAAUUACACUUUAUAGAUUCAAGAACAGCAUUCAUAUAAAUCGGAAGAACAUAAUUCUCAAUUCGAAAAACAGUCCAUUAGCUUCAAGAACCAGAUUUAGCAGCAGAAAUUAACUCGCAAAACCAAUCAAAAGGCAGCCUUUCAAAGCAUCAGCAGCAACAGCGGCGGCAGACGGCGGCAGGUUUCCGAUGAAAUUUGAAGUUGCCGGCAGUGUCUUCCGGUCGGCAUUGUUUUCAACAUGGUGACUUAAAGCAGUAUUUAACGGCAGCAGCGGCUAAUUUCAGCGGUUAACAGCCGAAAUUCAAUUUAAAAAAGACAACAGUAGCCAAACAAAAAGGGGAAAUUGAUUCAGCUUCUGCUGCUAUUUGAAAAAAAGCAAGAGAGGAUGGAAACAGUUUCGACUUCGUCGUCGUCGUGUCCAUCAACUCCUCGUUGGAAUGUCGAGAGGCCUUUCCUCACCGGUCGUUUCCAUCUUCUACAGGAGACGAAAGGAACCUCCUCAAGGCUUGCUGCUGAUACCAAAGGAUUUUCCUUUAGCAGCUCUAGACUGGAGAACGCCAUUGGCUGUUACGAUGCUGCUGUCCAGGAACUUAUCGUCAUUGAUGAUCUCAUGUCUGCUUUGGUUGGAAUUGAAGGGCGGUAUAUUUCUAUCAAGCAAGUUCAUGGAAACGAUGGCGAUGAUAUUACUUUCCAGGUUGAUGCUUCCAUGGAUUUGGCUUUGCAGGAAUUGGCUAAACGAAUAUUUCCUUUAUGUAAGAGCUAUCUGUUGGUUGACCAAUUUGUUGAGACAAGGUCGCAAUUCAAGAAUGGCGUAGUCAACCAUGCCUUUGCUGCCGCGCUCAGGGCGCUUCUUCUUGAUUAUCAAGCUAUGGUGGCCCAGCUUGAACACCAAUUUCGACUUGGAAGACUUUCCAUACAAGGAUUGUGGUUUUAUUGUCAGCCCAUGAUGAGUUCCAUGCAAGCAUUAUCUAUUGUGGUAAAGAAAGCUUCAGCAAAUAAUUUUACCGGUUCCGCUGUCCUUAAUCUUCUACAAGGCCAGGCUAAGGCCAUGGCUGGUGAUAAUGCAGUGAGAUCCUUGCUAGAGAAGAUGACGCAAAGUGCAAGCAAUGCAUACCUUAACAUACUAGAGAGGUGGGUCUAUGAAGGAAUCAUUGAUGAUCCCUAUGGUGAAUUUUUUAUUGCUGAGAACAAAUAUCUUCAAAAGGAGAGCCUUACACAAGAUUAUGAUGCUAAGUAUUGGAGGCAACGUUACAGCCUUAAAGAAGGGAUUCCUAGCUUCCUUGCAAACUUUGCUGGAACAAUUUUGACUACAGGGAAAUACCUGAAUGUGAUGCGAGAAUGUGGGCACAAUGUUCAGGUUCCUCCCUCGGAAAAUUCCAAAUUGAUGAGCUUUGGCUCAAACCAUCAUUAUCUUGAUUGUGUUAAGACUGCUUAUGAUUUUGCCAGCAGCGAGCUCUUAAAUCUCAUUAAACAAAAAUAUGACCUCAUGGGAAAGCUGCAUUCUAUAAAGCACUAUCUUCUUCUUGAUCAGGGUGACUUUUUGGUUCAUUUCAUGGAUAUAGCUCGAGAUGAGCUUGCAAAAAAGCUUGAUGAGAUUUCAGUGGAGAAAUUACAGUCCCUGUUAGACCUUGCCUUGCGUACUACAGCGGCUGCUGUAGAUCCAUGUCAUGAGGACUUGACAUGUUGUGUGGAAAGAUCUUCUCUGCUUAAAUCUUUAGGCGUCCUGAAAGAUCUUGAAACAAGAGCUUUUUCUGAUAACAAGGAUAUAGAGGAGACAAUUAGCAUUACUGGUCUUGAGACAUUUUCUUUGAGUUACAAGAUCCAAUGGCCAAUGUCUAUUGUUAUCUCAAGAAAAGCCUUAACGAAAUACCAGUUGAUCUUCCGCUUUCUUUUCCACUGUAAAUAUGUGGAUCGUCAGCUGUGCGGGGCUUGGCAAGUGCACCAAGGAGUUCGAGCCCUUAACAUGCGAGGAACUGCCAUCACUAGAUCAGCUCUGCUUUGUCGUAGCAUGCUAAAAUUCAUUAAUAGCUUUCUACACUAUCUAACAUUUGAGGUUCUUGAACCUAAUUGGCAUCUGAUGUCUAAAAGACUACAGACUGCAAAAAGCAUAGACGAGGUUAUUCAAAUUCAUGAUAUGUUCCUUGAUAAAUGUCUCAGAGAAUGUUUGCUUCUUUCACCUGAACUACUCAAGAAGGUGGAGAGGCUGAAAUCUAUGUGCCUGCAAUAUGCAGCUGCUACACAGUGGUUGAUUUCAUCUUCUAUUGAUAUUCCAAAGCUAGAGGAAACUUCUGAUGUCUCAUCUGGGUCAGACAAGUCUAGGCAAUCGACAUCAUCUCGAGCAUUGAAGAUAGGAACUCGAGAUGCAACUGUUACAGAGUCAAUACUCAACUUUGAAAGAGAAUUCAACUCCGAGCUUCAAAGGCUCAGACCAAUCCUGAGCAGUAAUUCCCAAGCAGAACCAUAUUUAACUCAUCUCGCACAGUGGAUCCUCGGCGUACAAAAUGAUUAGUAAAUUUGCGUAGUCUAUCUAUAGCUUUAACAUUUGCGAGUGUUGUUGAUAUAGCAGGUUCGCCUAUAGCAAACUGAAUCGUUGAUCUUUGUUUUCCGAGUGUUUGCCAAAUUUGUAAUACAGUCUGUUUGUGU